This is a messenger RNA of Portunus trituberculatus (swimming crab), 1714 nucleotides long. It is a transcript of the gene Tango4, whose product is annotated as pleiotropic regulator 1-like. Gene Ontology annotation, molecular function: protein binding. Gene Ontology annotation, biological process: mRNA splicing, via spliceosome. Gene Ontology annotation, cellular component: precatalytic spliceosome; catalytic step 2 spliceosome; Prp19 complex. NCBI's taxonomy places the organism in Eukaryota, Metazoa, Arthropoda, Malacostraca, Decapoda, Portunidae. The record is from RefSeq and is a predicted model, not a curated record.
GCGCGUGUGAGACUUUGGGGAUGAAGCGACCUGCCCGCAAACAUAAACAAGACGCUGAGGUGCACCGAGUGGCUGUACCAGCCUUGCCUCCCCAUGCUGGUACUUCUUGACUGAGGCACGCCUGCACCUAGGGAACAGGGCACACACACAAAUAAGGGGCAAUGCCGUCCACCACCGACGAUGUCCAGCGGCACUCAGUGCACACGCUGGUGUUCCGCUCCCUCAAGAGGACCCACGACAUGUUCCUGUGUGACCAAGGAGCACUGCCUCCUGUAGAAGAAUCCCUGGAGAAGCUGCGGCGGCAGGCUAGCCGAGACCAGUACGGGCCAGUGUUGGGUUUGGUGAGACACAAUCAGCGCAAGGCGGCCUCCAUGCCACAUGACAUUGAUGUUGACGACUUGCAGCCCAAGAUUAGUGAGACCACCAAUGGUGCUGUGUCUGGUCCCCUAGCUCUGCCCCCUCCCUCAGGGCCCCAUCCCCCAUUACCCCCUACUCCCCCACCACAAAGUAUGGCCUUGGUGGCAUCAUCAGGGCCCAGUGCCAAUGCUGGCCAGCAGUCCCUGGUGCCACGCCGUGCCCCCAUGCUGCCACGACCCAAAUGGCAUGCCCCCUGGAAGCUUGCGCGGGUCAUCUCAGGUCACUUGGGCUGGGUGCGUUGUGUGGCCGUCGAGCCAGCCAACGAGUGGUUUGCCACUGGCUCCAAUGACCGUGUCAUCAAGAUCUGGGACCUUGCCUCAGGCCAGCUCAAAUUGUCCCUCACAGGCCACGUGUCAGCUGUGCGGGGCCUCGCCGUGUCUCCUCGUCACCCGUACCUCUUCUCUUGUGGUGAGGACAAACAGGUCAAGUGCUGGGAUCUGGAGUACAAUAAGGUGAUCCGGCACUACCACGGCCACCUGAGUGCCUGCUACGGCCUGGCACUUCAUCCCACCAUCGACGUGCUGGUCACCUGUGGCCGGGACUCUACAGCAAGAGUUUGGGACAUGCGGACCAAGGCCAACAUCCACACCCUCACCGGCCACUCCAACACUAUCGCCUCAGUGGUGUGCCAGGCAGCCGAGCCUCAGGUGAUAACAGGCUCCCAUGACUUCACCAUCCGCCUGUGGGACCUUGGGGCGGGGAAGAGUACCUGUACCCUAACCCACCACAAGAAGAGUGUGCGAGCCCUCACCAUCCACCCGGAGCUGUACAUGUUUGCCUCAGGAGCACCAGACAACAUCAAGCAGUGGAAGUGUCCUGAUGGAAAGUUUAUGCAGAACCUAGCCGGCCACAAUGCCAUCGUCAACUGCCUGGCCAUCAACAGAGAAGGUGUGUUGGUCUCAGGAGCAGACAACGGUACACUCUACUUCUGGGACUGGAGGACUGGCUACAACUUCCAGAAGCUGCAAGCACCUGUACAACCAGGUUCCAUGGACAGUGAGGCGGGAGUGUUUGCCAUGACCUUUGACCAGAGCGGGUCACGUCUCAUCACUUGUGACGCUGACAAGACCAUCAAGAUCUACAAGGAGGAUGACACUGCGACUGAAGACACACAUCCCAUCAACUGGAGGCCAGAGAUACUGAAAAGAAGAAAGUACUGAGGCAGACAAUGUAUGUGUGUGUGUGUGUGUGUGUGUGGUUGGAGAGCAUAUCCACUUGCUCAUCCCAUUUUCCAAAAGAUGGAGAAAAACUGGUGUAUCUGUUCUUUUUAUGUAAGAAUAAAACUUUGCCAGCCCCA